AUGCAGCGGUAUCUCCAGCGGACUGUCCCUGUGGCGCCCCUGCGCCUGAGCAUCUCUGGCAACUCGAGCACUGAAGGUGUGCAUGCCGACGCUGCCCCUCUGUUAGAGUCGAGGUUCUUGCGCCGCCUUCGUGCGGAGGUCGACCGCGAAGCGCGGGCUGAGCAACUCUGUAAAGGCACAGCCGCACGGGCCAUACAGCAGGCUUUCAGGCGCUGGGCACAGACGCGCCAGCUUCAACACCGGCAUCUUUCCAUCCAUGGCAUUGUACGGCCACGCUGCGAGUUCGAUCCCAUUCGCGCCGCCGAGCUGGAUGCAGCUCUCUGCUCCAUUCAAGCGUCGCUGCGCGUGUGGGCGAGCAGUCGCCUUGUCGAGGCGCGCCGAUUGAAGCUGCUUCAGCAGAUCACCUCUAGCGUGCUCGACCCGGCAUGCCGGACAACGUUGCGCUGCGCCGCAUCGAUUCGGCACAUUAACGACCGACAACUGCGCGAGGUGCUGUGCCGUCAGGAGGCCGUGGAGCGUCGGGAUCUGCUACGGCGGCACUUUGUCUUCUUGGUCUGCUGUCACCAGGCCUUCUUUAACGACCCGCGUAUGUGGGACGCUGGCAUGUCGAUUCGGCGUAUUCCUCUGUACACGCACCACGGUCUGUUGUCGGCCGAGACGUUGCCCGUGAUCUGGGGUACUAGGACGUCGUCAUCAACACUGAAUAGCGCCACAGAAGAUUCUGUUGCGCUGCGCGGUGACGCUGUGGCGUCACCGCUGCCACCAGAGUCGUCGUCGUUCUCGGUGACCGCCACCGUUGACGGGUGCAUCAAGGGCUGGGGCUCACCAGCGGAACCGGGCUCGAGCCUUUUGGAGGCUGUCGGUAGCGACUGGCUUGUUGGCAAGGAGGAGGAUGGCGGCGGCUUUGACAUCGACGCGGCUCUGCGUCUAGGCGAGUACCGCCUCUUAUUUUCGCCAGAGGAGUGGCGCCUUCUCAAGAAGCUGAAGGCGUCGUCUCCGCACCCUGCCUCGCCCCUCCUCAGCAGCGGCGCAGAUGGGCGACGCGCAGCACGCGACGCCGCUGGACUUCCGGAGGCCGAGGCGGGUGCACUUGCCGCGCCUCGAGGCCAGCUGCAGAUGGCGCCGACCGAGGCUGCAGCCAAAAGUGCCUGCUCGCUGAGCUACGCCAAGGCCUUCGCGUCGGCCUUGACAUUUCUGCGACAACCGCGUAUGGUCGAUCCAAGUGUGCGCUGCACCGUGCAGCGCUUAAACGACAUCCGCAGCAGCACCCUGGAAAUGCAACAGGAGCUGCGCGUGCACGGCUACCUCUUUGCAGCGCAAGUGGCACCACUUCUGAUCCUCGGGUUCCACUACCAAGGGCUAGCACGAGGGGACGCCGACUUGUCCUGCUUUACCACCACCUCAGCCAUGAAAACGUGCAGGCCUCUUGUGGCCGGACGCGUAGCGUGCGCGGCGACCGAGCUGCGUCGAUGCCUUAUUGGAGCGGUGCACUACAGCGGCGGUGCGGCGGAAUCGGUGCUACCUGUGGCGCUGGAGGAGCACAAAUGCAGCGGUAAGGCUGCAGCGCGGACGCUAAGUCAGAGGCUGCCACCGGCGGGUGUUUCGAGGUCAAUGCUGUUGCCGCCGCGUGCAGCCCCCACGGCGGGACUCAUGCGCGACGGCUUCGCGAACCCCGGAACUGAGGCUCUCUACCAUGCUCCCGCCAAGACGACGCGGCGCGCUGGUGGCGCUGAUCCUAGGUGCGGGUCAUCACACACGGCGUCAAGGCACGGUAGCGCGAUACGCGUUGCCCUCGCUGCGGAGUGGAGCCGACGGCUGGCCUCCAGUGCAGAUGAGGUUGGCCCCUACUGGUGUGAGUUUCUCUCGUCGACGGGACUCGACGGGCUUGUGACCGCCGCUGGCAGGCGGGGCGAGACGCCUGGUGAAGCCGACGCGGCGUACCAGACUCGCGCCUCGUUGCCGUCACCACCACUGCCGACGCGGGUGAGACGGGGUCUCGAAUCACACCUUGUUCAUGGCGGCUCGUCCUAUCUCUUGCAGGAUUUUAUGCCAUCGCUAAUGCGACGACGCGCACACAGCCGCGCUGGUCCACAGCCUCUCGAUGCAGCCACCGGCUCUGUCGUUGUCGCCGUCGCGUGUGCAGGAGCCUCUCCGUCAACUUCGGUGUCUACCUCCACGUGCGGAAUGGUGCAUGCUGGGGAGUGGUGGGAUGCCGUGGAGCGGUUGCUGCUGCGAGAGUACACGAAUCGCAGAGAGCUCUUGACCAACGAGGCUGUGCAGAGAAGCUCCAUCGACAUACUGCGCUGCACGGCUCACCCAUCUGCGGAUGAGUCCGUCGCGGGGGUGUAG
Messenger RNA from Leishmania major strain Friedlin, 2349 nucleotides. RefSeq lists its product as hypothetical. Bases 1 to 2349 code for a protein of 782 amino acids. The transcript has a single exon. Lineage: Eukaryota; Euglenozoa; Kinetoplastea; Trypanosomatida; Trypanosomatidae. The record is from RefSeq and is a predicted model, not a curated record.